Molecule: messenger RNA, 2122 nt
Organism: Panthera uncia (snow leopard)
Lineage: Eukaryota; Metazoa; Chordata; Mammalia; Carnivora; Felidae
Gene: EPHX2
Product: epoxide hydrolase 2
Exons: 19
Coding region: 70-1734 (554 amino acids)
Biological process (GO): cholesterol homeostasis; phospholipid dephosphorylation
Cellular component (GO): peroxisome
Molecular function (GO): lipid phosphatase activity; magnesium ion binding
Source: RefSeq, a predicted model, not a curated record
AAUACCACCCCAGACCUCCGCGCACCCCGGGCGCUUUGUGCGGGGCCGGAGGUAGAGGCGCAGGCCGCCAUGGCGCUGCGCGCGGCCGUGUUCGACCUGUACGGGGUCCUGGCGCUGCCCUCGCUGGCCGGGGCCUUCGGCCGCGCGGAGGAGGAGUUGGCGCUGCCCAGAGGCUUUCUGAAUGAAGCUUUCCAGAAAGGAGGCCCAGAUGGUCCCAGUGCCCGCCUCAUGAGGGGAGAGAUCACAUAUUCCCAGUGGGUGCCACUCAUGGAAGAAAACUGCAGGAAGUGUUCUCAGGACUCUGGAAUCCGCCUCCCUGAGAAUUUCUCUGUAAGUCAAAUCUUUGGCAAGGCGGCUGCAACAAAGAUCAACCACCCCAUGCUUCAGGCGGCUCUUGCUCUCAGAAAGCAGGGAUAUACAACCUGCCUCCUCACCAACAACUGGCUGGAUGACAGUGCUCAGAGGGGCAUCCUGGCCCAGCUGGUGUGUCAGCUGAGGCCACACUUUGACUUCCUGGUAGAGUCAUGCAGGAUCAGAAUGGCCAAGCCUGAUCCUCGGAUCUACAAGUUUGUACUGGACACCUUGAACGCCAGCCCCAAUGAGGUUGUAUUCUUGGAUGACAUCGGGGCUAAUCUGAAGCCAGCUCGUGACUUGGGGAUGGUCACCAUUCUCGUCCGUGACACAGACACAGCCCUGAGGGAACUGGAGAAAGUAACUGGGGUACAGCUUCUCCAAGUUGCCACCGCUCUGCCAAUCGCAUGCAAUCCGAGGGACGUGAGCCAUGGCUAUGUGCCAAUAAAGCCUGGGGUGCGUAUGCAUUUUGUGGAGCUGGGCUCCGGUCCUGCCGUGUGCCUGUGCCAUGGAUUUCCGGAGAGCUGGUUCUCUUGGAGGUACCAGAUCCCUGCUCUGGCUCAGGUGGGUUUCCGGGUGCUAGCUCUGGAUAUGAAAGGCUAUGGAGAGUCGUCUGCUCCUCCUGAAAUAGAAGAAUAUUCCUUGGAAGUGUUAUGCAAGGAGAUGGUAACCUUCCUGGAUAAGUUGGGGAUCACUCAAGCAGUGUUCAUUGGCCACGACUGGGGAGGCAUGCUGGUGUGGAACAUGGCUCUCUUCUACCCGGAGAGAGUGAGGGCAGUGGCCAGUUUGAAUACUCCCUUCAUACCAGCCGAUCCCAGCGUACCUACGAUGGAGAAAAUCAAAGCCAAUCCUAUUUUUGAUUACCAGCUCUACUUCCAAGAACCAGGAGUGGCUGAGGCUGAACUGGAACAGAACCUCAGCCGGACUUUCAAAAGCUUCUUCAGAGCAAGUGAUGAGGCUUUUCUCUCCGUGAGCAGAGUCCGCGAAAUGGGAGGACUCUUUGUGAGAACCCCAGAGGAGCCCAGCCUCAGCCACAUCGUCACCGAGGAGGACAUCCAGUUCUAUGUGCAGCAGUUCAAGAAGUCUGGUUUCAGGGGUCCCCUAAACUGGUAUCGAAACGUGGAAGUAAACUGGCAGUGGGGCUGCACAGGUUUGGGACGAAAGAUCCUGAUUCCGGCUCUGAUGGUGACCGCGGAGAAGGACGUCGUGCUCACUCCGGAGAUGUCCAAGCAUAUGGAGGACUGGAUCCCCUACCUGAAAAGGGGACACAUUAUGGAUUGCGGACACUGGACACAGAUGGAGAAGCCCACCGAGUUGAAUCGGAUCCUCAUUGAGUGGCUGGAGACGGAUGCCAGGGACCCACCAAUGGUCUCGAAGCUUUAGGGCAUGGCAUGUGCCAGCCCCCCAGCAGGCCUGCAAGCCCUUCCUCUGCUGGGCUUGGAACCCAGAGGAAGUCUUUCCGGCACCUCUUGUAACCGGCAGCAUCAUUCCAAGGGGGUUUACUCUGCAGAAUGGUUUCCUUUAAAUGAAGAGAGUCAAAUCUGACAUAAUUUUAGAUACAGGAAAAAUCACAUCUGAUUCAUUCUCCAGGUAUAAAGGUGUUACUUUCUCUCUUAAGAGUGGCUUACAGUGUUCUAUAGGGGAUGACGCGGGAUGGCCAGGGGUGAUUUCUCUUUGACUAACCAAUCACGGUUCGGCAGCAAAAUCCGUUAAUUUUGAAGCACAUCAGCUGAGAUUGGAACUCAUUGGUCUAAUAAAAGCUCAAACAUUC